Molecule: messenger RNA, 1185 nt
Organism: Callorhinchus milii (elephant shark)
Lineage: Eukaryota; Metazoa; Chordata; Chondrichthyes; Chimaeriformes; Callorhinchidae
Product: nuclear factor 7, brain-like
Exons: 8
Coding region: 1-1185 (394 amino acids)
Molecular function (GO): zinc ion binding; protein binding
Source: RefSeq, a predicted model, not a curated record
AUGGCAAACCGUUUAGACACGGAAUUGUUGGGGCUGAACAUGGCUUCUAGUCUCCAGAUUCAGCGAGUGAAUGAGGAGUUAAACUGUCCCAAUUGUCAGAAUUUCUUCACUGAUCCUGUCACCCUGGAUUGUGGCCACAACUUCUGUCGCUCAUGUAUAUCCCGGAGCUGGGAAAAGCAGGAGACAAACCGCUGUGCUGUUUGUCAUGAGACUUUUCCAGAAAAGAACCUCAGGGUUAAUCAGGACAUGGCGAGUCUAGCAGAGAAAGCUCGGAAAUUCAGCCUGAACCCGAUGGCAAUUAAACUUCACUGUGAGAAACAUCAGGAGGAACUGAAGCUGUUCUGUGAAUCUGACAAGAAAUUGUUGUGUUUAGUUUGCAGAGAUGCGAGAGAGCACAGAGAUCACAGCUUCCUGCCCAUUGAAGAAGCUGUUGAAAUCUACAAGGAAGAAAUGAAAUCCUCCUUGGAUUCUCUCGCACAGUGGAAGGAAACUGCUCUACAAGCUGAAGCCAAACAGAAACAAACUAUUUCACAACUUAAGGAACAGGCGAGUAGUCUGCAGAUCCAAGUCAAUGACGAUUUUGAUAAAAUACACCAGAGCCUGACUGAGAGACAACAGCGGUUAAUGAGCGAUCUGAGACAGCGACAGGAGGAGAUUUUGAAACGAAUGGAGACAAAUCUGCGAGAGAUUCGGAGCUAUUUAGAUUCAGUUCAUCAAGAAACCUCAGAGUUACAGACAAAAAUGGAAAAAGACGGGCUCAUCUUUCUGCAGCAGGAAGCUGCUCGGAAGAGAAGUCUGGAGAACAAUGAUCUGGGAGAUGGUGGACCAAAGCAUCUGUAUGAGGCUCUGAGGAGCCCGGCGUCUAAAAUACGGAUUCUGGAGCUGGGAGACAAUAAUUUGGGAGAUUGUGGAGCGAAGCGACUGUGUGAGGCUCUUAGGAACCUGGAAGAUAAAACACAGUGUCUGGGGCUGGGGGGUAACAACCUGACAAGUGAAUCUACCGAAGAUCUGGUAUCUGAUCUCAGUAUAAACCACUCACUGACGGAGCUAGACAUGAGUAAUAAUCAAUUGAGAGAUUAUGGAGUGAAGCGACUGAGUGAGGCUCUGAGGAACCCGGAGUGUAAAAUACAACGUCUGAGAUAUUAUUAUGAACAGGAUCGCCGGCGUCCAGAGUUUGGGAUCUAA